Messenger RNA from Daldinia vernicosa, 3579 nucleotides. RefSeq lists its product as uncharacterized. Gene Ontology annotation, cellular component: mitochondrion. The transcript has 4 exons. Gene Ontology annotation, molecular function: NAD binding; malate dehydrogenase (decarboxylating) (NAD+) activity. NCBI's taxonomy places the organism in Eukaryota, Fungi, Ascomycota, Sordariomycetes, Xylariales, Hypoxylaceae. The coding region runs from base 688 to 3264 and encodes 858 amino acids. The record is from RefSeq and is a predicted model, not a curated record. Gene Ontology annotation, biological process: malate metabolic process; pyruvate metabolic process.
GCACAAUAACGACCUAACCUAGCAUAUUCCAAGAUGGAGUAUUGUAUGGAGGUCAUAACCUUAUGGGAUAACCCUACGGUGUGUGUAAUGCCUGUCUGUACUACGUACUUUCGAACGUACUUUCGAUGGCUCUUACACAUACAUAGCAUCAUGUAGGUAUGCGGUAUGUAAGUAUGUACCGGCGUACAUUCGUACGGCAGUCUCUUGAUUUUCCCUUGAUCGGAUCCCAACAAAAUUUUUCCGUCAUCUUUCUUAGAAAGAAGAAAAGAAAUUCGGAAAUUUGCUGAGUAUUUGUCUAUCUUGACUUGGAUUCUUUUUUUUUCUUCCUGUCGUUAGAUCUAUUAGUUUGUUUACAUCGACUCCUCUAUAGUUCUUCUGAACUUUACCAGUUGCCCGUUUCGGACGUUGCUUUAAUUGAUUUAUGCUUCUUUACGUUGCUUUUUUACUCAAGACUCAAGAUAAAGUAUAACUUUUUUUUAUCCUUUCGAUUGGAGGAUACCCAACUACUCGAAUCUCGGUACGGCCGUGCUUCGUUGGUACUCUCGUACCGAACAUACCCUUUUUUGCCUUUCCCUCUCUUCUUAUUCGUUCCGUAACUUGCCGAUCAGCCGCCCCCUUAGCUCCCCCUGGGCUCCUGGGCUAAUAACGAAAAUACUACAGCGAUCUGGUCCUAGUGUUUGAUCCCCUAUGAAACCCCAACGAAACCCCAGUUCGCCCUUGUCACAGCUUACACGGCUCCGUGUUAGCGGUCGUCCAGCGGCAGCGAAUGGAGGUCUGAGAACGAAGGCAUACGGAACCAGGACCCUUGGUAUUCCUCAUGCUCUUCCUCAUGCUAGAACUAGUGCUGGCACUCAUCCUGACGCCGGCUUGCCGGUAUUGUUAUUAAGAAGCCCCAUCCCGUCUGCACAUGGCCUCAUCGACGACCUCGUAGUUGGGCGGACUUUUAUUAAACAGCACGGCAAUAAUACAAGAAAUUACACGAAUACUCUUCGGGAUAGUAAUCAGCAGACACACCACAUCAUUCACCCACCCGAACCUAGUUCCUUGUAUUCCUUGCAUUCCGGACUUUUCUCUUGCACCACUACUGGUAGUGAUAUCCCAAAAGGGGAACCAUCGUCUUUGCCCACUGCUCCAUACCCGUCCACAUUGUCUUCAGCCAGUUCUAGUUCAGAUAGCGUCAGCUGGAUCGGACAGUCCCCUAUUAGCCCUGCACUUCCGUCUUACCCCAUCAGCUCAACAUCCAACCGUUGUCUUUUAAUACUGGCACGCCACCCGUCACCGCGACGUCCAAUGGCGUUUAAUACUUACAGCACCGCCAGUUCAGAUAUAUCAACGCCUCGCUCGUCUUCUCCUUCUUCCUUCUCUAUCGCGUCUGCGCGUUCAUCUCAUACUUCCGUCUCAAGUAAACGCCUGUCCUUAUCCCUGCAACGGAGGCAAUCUGCGCUUAACCCAAUGUCCUCGGUCGAUAUCUCUGCAAUUGAAGAACAGAUGAAAAUGGCUGCACUAGACGGCCUUCGAGGUUACGCACAGAACCACUACGGCGAGGUCCAACAGUACCGAAGCACAGAUUACAUCCCGCAGUCCGCCGCUGGUGGUUACCAAAUAUUACGGGAGCCUCUGUGGAACAAAGGACUCUCUUUUACCCCAGAUGAGCGUGUCUCUAAGAACCUCACAGGUCUAAUGCCGCAUGCCAUGGAAAACGUUGAGACUCAGGUCGCCAGGUGCAUGAAGGUCAUCAACUCCAGGCAGACCAACGUUGACAAGUACCUGUACCUGUCGCAUCUCAAGACUCAGAACUUGGAUCUGUUCUAUAGAGUACUUAUCGACAAUGUCCGUGACCUAAUGCCGCUGGUCUACACUCCUACUAUCGGUGAUGUGUGCUUGCAGUACUCUACGCUUUACACUCAUCCGGAGGCGUUGUACAUAUCGAUCAAGCAGCGCCGGUCAAUCAGGACAAUCCUGCGUAACUGGCCUUAUCCGGACCCCGAAAUCUGCGUGGUAACGGAUGGAUCCCGUAUUUUGGGGUUGGGCGAUCUCGGUAUGAAUGGUGUGGGGAUUUCCAUCGGCAAGCUGGCUUUGUACACCGGUGCCGCCGGUAUCCACCCCGGGAAGACCCUACCAAUCGUGCUGGACUCCGGUACCAACAAUGAGGCUAACCUCAAGGACCCCUUCUACCUGGGUCUCCGGGCUAGACGCCCUUCGCCGGCUGUUGCCCAGGAGUUCAUGGAUGAAUUCAUGGAGGCUGCCGCCGAGGUCUUCCCCAACAUGCUCGUCCAGUUUGAAGACUUCGAGACCGAGAAGGCCUUCAACUACUUGGCUCGUUACCGUAACAAGUACAAGUGCUUCAACGACGACAUCCAGGGAACCGGUGCCGUCGUGUUGGCUGGCUAUAUUGGCGCUGUGAACCUAUCCGGUGUUCCCAUUGAGGAGCAGCGUCUAGUAUUCAUGGGUGCCGGCUCAGCCGGUGUUGGUGUCGCAAAGCAGAUGGUCGAGUACUACACCCGUCGCGGCCUCUCAGAACAAGCUGCGAAAGAGAAGUUCUGGCUUGUCGACACCAAGGGCCUAGUUACCACGGACCGAGGUGACAAGUUGGCGGAUCACAAGAAGUACUUCGCCCGGUCGGAUAACAACGGCCACCAAUUCCGCACGCUCGAGGAAGUGAUCGAGUAUGUGAGGCCGUCUGCCCUCGUUGGCCUUACGGCAACUUUCGGUGUCUUCACUGAAUCUGUCGUUCGUGCCCUCAAGGCUUCGGUCGACUCUGGUGGCUCUGGAAGACGACCCAUCCUUUUCCCUCUCAGCAACCCUCUCACCAAGGCUGAAUGCACAUUCGAGCAAGCAGUCCAAUGGACAGAUGGUACCGUCAUCUUCGCAUCCGGUUCUCCGUUUGCGCCGUUCGCCGUCAAGGCUGGCGAUCACGCUGUGACGUACUGGCCGAACCAGGGUAACAACGUUUACGUGUUCCCUGGUCUAGGUCUCGGUGCUAUCCUCGCCAAGGCGUCAAAGAUCACCGACGAGAUGGUCUACAUCUCAGCUUCCUCGUUAUCCGAGUCCUUAAAUGCCGAAGAGGUUCACAAGGGUUUGAUCUACCCCCACAUCGAGCGUGUCAGGGAUGCCAGCGUCGUCGUCGCCCGGGAGGUGAUGAAGGCUGCCCGCAGAGAAGGCGUCAGCACUCUACCCGAAGAACAGUGGGUUGAAUGGGAAGAAUGGGGCGACGUCGCCCUGACGAAGUACAUCAAGGAGAGGAUCUACGAUCCCCUCAAGUAAGAACGUGGCUUCGCAUGACGAAGUAUGCAUAAGAUAAGAUUCAUGGUCGGCGUUAUUGGUAUUAUUUUUUUCCCGUAUUUGGGUCUGGCAUAAUGAUUAUUACGCUUCGCUUCUGACGAAGGCACUUUCGGGGAUAUCCUUGGGGGUCUCAGCUACUUACAUGGGCACUAUGUCGAGGGAUUUUCCGAGUCCGUGGAUAGAGCAUGGAACUUGUUAAAAAGGGAAGGGAAUAAACAAGACCGCGAUCUAGACUCAACGAUAUAAGGGUCGAAUAGAUGGACUAUAUAGAUCAAAAUAACACUUUCAUUCACGUAA